This is a messenger RNA of Fonsecaea nubica, 1167 nucleotides long. RefSeq lists its product as hypothetical. Gene Ontology annotation, cellular component: Golgi membrane. Bases 1 to 1167 code for a protein of 388 amino acids. The transcript has a single exon. The record is from RefSeq and is a predicted model, not a curated record. NCBI's taxonomy places the organism in Eukaryota, Fungi, Ascomycota, Eurotiomycetes, Chaetothyriales, Herpotrichiellaceae. Gene Ontology annotation, biological process: vesicle-mediated transport; mitotic spindle elongation.
AUGGCUCCAAGUCCUGUAUCACUACCCGAUUCCGACGACGACUCUCCUCCAGCUGGACUUCUCAGUCCCUGGCGACCUCCUCGACGAUCCAUUUCCACGGGCAGAAGUUCUCCAUUCGCUCCAAGUCGAUCAACUGCAUGGCGAGACGAGCUGAUCAACAAUGCUGAGAAGAUGAGGCGCCGUGCGUCUAGAGUGUGGGAUGGUAUGACUCUACUGCACAAGAUUCUCGCCUGUUUUGGACUGGUAGUGUUGGCCACACUGGGUGUUCUGUUCCUCGCGUUCAACGAACGUAUCUUCGGCUGGCUCGAACCUCUCGCCGAACGCUGGAAACACACAACCGGGGGCUGGACGAUUCUGUGGGCAAUCGUCUUUCUAUGUGCAUUCCCGCCAGCCAUUGGAUAUUCUACCGCCGGCACCACCGCUGGUUUCGUCUAUGGCGUCUGGGAGGGCUGGCUUAUUCUCGCUUCUGCCACCGUGGUCGGAUCCUUUUGCGCUUUCAUUGUGUCAAGAAGUAUCCUGCGGAAGUGGGUAGAGCGGAUGAUCGCGCACGACAAGAGGUUUGCCGCAUUCAGCCUCAUUCUCAAACAUGACGGGUUGAAGCUGUUGGCCAUGAUCCGACUGUGUCCUCUGCCGUACUCACUGUCGAACGGCGCCAUGUCCACUUUUCCUACAGUCAGCCCCGUCAUGUACGCCCUGGCUACGGCCAUGGUCACGCCUAAACUGUUGGUGCACGUCUUUAUUGGAAGCCGCUUGGCUGUCAUCGCCCGUACACGGGAAAAGAUGACGAUGGGAGAUCGAGCCAUCAACUAUGGAAGUAUUGCGUUGGGCGCUGUGGUGGGAAGUCUGACAGGGUUGUACAUCUAUCGACAGACCAUGGCUCGAGCCAAGGAGCUCGAGGCCGAGGAAACCGACACCGUUCGAGAUGCGACACGACGCACCGGUGCCCCGCCACCAGAUUUCAGCGACGACCCUGAGGCUCAGAUUGCCGCGGAGACGGUUGCCGACGACACGAUGGACUACUUUGACGAAUCGCCCAAUGAGCGGCCGAGGUAUCACGACGAUACGGACGAUGAUGACGAUGUCUUUGGAAAAGGCGAUGGGGAGGAUGAUGAACCUGUGAUCGCCAACAUCAGUCUACAUCAACAAAAGAAAUACGAAGGGGCAUGA